Molecule: messenger RNA, 3021 nt
Organism: Miscanthus lutarioriparius
Lineage: Eukaryota; Viridiplantae; Streptophyta; Magnoliopsida; Poales; Poaceae
Source: the annotation of a GenBank genome assembly
AUGAUCUUCAAGCGGAAUCAGCGGUCGGAGAUCCUUGCGCUGCGGCGCUGCAAUGCCGCGGGCGGCGGAGGGGAGGACGAGGGGGGAGGCGACCCCCGCCCGAGGAAGAGGUGGAGGGGCGACGCGUUCUUCCCCGUCGAGCUGCUCGGCGACGUCCCAGCCUCCAGCAUCCCGUACGCGGCCUUCGGGCUCCGGUGGAGCGAGGAGCCCGAGGCGCCGGCAGAGGCCGCGCUACCACCGCCCGCGGCGAGGCCGCCGGUGGUGCGCACGUCGCGGGGCCGCACCCAGGUGCUGCCCUCUAGGUUCAAUGACUCGGUACUUAUCGAGCCCUGGAAGAAGGAGAAGCCGGCCAAGCCGCCGCCGCCGCCUGUCAAGACAGAGCAUUUGGUGCGCAAAAACGGGCUGCUGCACAGUAAAGGUGCAAUUUUUGACAGGAGCUUUGCAUUGUCCGAGGUAGAUGACGACGAUGAGGAGGAGGCCAUGGUGGAACGUUACCGAGCACGCCGCAGUUUUGGUGGCUCCAGGAAGUACUUAGCCUCUCGGAGCACACUUACCUCGGUACAUGAUGAACCAUACAGCAAUUACCACAGAAAGGAAGUGAUGCUUAGGCAUUACUAUGAGGAAGAAGAUGAGGAAGACGAGGAGGAUGAACAAGAGGAGGAUGAAGGGUGUGAGGAUGAGGAGAAAGAAGAGACUUUUCACUGUACUGAGCAAUUGGUGUAUGGGGACAUUGUGUGGGUAAAGCUUGGCAAACAGUUCAGUGAUGAGAAGAAGUACGUGUGGGUGAGGCAGGGGUUGAUAUUUCCAUUUUCAGACUACAUGGACCGAUUUCAAGGGCAGACAGAACUAAGCAGUUGCAAACCUGCUGAUUUCCGGAGGGCAGUAGAAGAGGCCUUUUUGGCUGAUCAGGGAUUCUCAGAAGUAGUGGUGGAUUGCAGCACCAAGGGCCAGCCUGUGGUGUGUCAUUCUUUCCCAGAUGAUUUACAUGAAGUGACUGGUUCAAAUGAGUUGGAGUACCAGCCACAGAUUAAGCAGUGCAGAAGAGCACUGCAGUGUGAGAGUUGUGGAAACUGCUUUCCGAACAAGGAUACAAACAAGAUGGUGUAUGUGAUGGAGCAACUUGCUUGCAGACUUUGUGCCGGGAUCUUGGCAUUAAAAAAGUACUGUGGAAUUUGUUUAAAAAGUUUGCAACAUAAAUAUGGUGGAAGAUGGGUUUGCUGUCAUGGCUGUGAAAGUUGGGUUCAUUCAGAAUGCGAUGAAAACUGCAGCAACCUAAAGGAUCUACAAGACAACAGUUAUCACUGCCCUUACUGUAGAGUUAACAUGAAUUCAACUCUCCCUGGGAAGAACACAAAAUUUUCUGAUGUCAGAAAAGAUAGUUCUGCACAGAAAGGAAGCAAGCCUGACAAAGUUGCACUGGUCUGUUUUGACCUGGAAGGAACAUACCAACCAGAUCUCGAAUUAAUUUCUUGCCAUUGUGGCCCUUGCAAGGGACAGAAAUUUUUGUUCAAUGAAUGGGAGCGGCAUGCUGGCUGUAGAAGUAAAAAUUGGAGGUCCAGUAUUAAGCUUAAGGGCUCAUUGAUGCCAUUUGGGAAAUGGAUAGAUCGACAUCAGCCAGGCGUGUGCCCUACUAAUCCUUCAAAACGCUUGUCUCAGAAAAUGAAGAAACAGAAGUUAAUUGAUUUGCUAAAUGACCCAUAUGAUCCUGUAAAUGUAAAAUGGACGACAGAAAGAUGUGCAGUCUGUAGAUGGGUUGAAGAUUGGGAUUACAACAAAAUUGUGAUUUGUAAUAGAUGUCAGAUAGCAGUUCAUCAGGAAUGUUAUGGUGUGACGGGUAAGCAAGACUUUACUUCAUGGGUUUGUCGGGCUUGUGAAAAACCUGAGCAAAAGAGGGAGUGCUGUCUUUGCCCUGUGAAAGGUGGUGCUUUGAAGCCAACAAAUGUUGAUAACUUGUGGGUUCACGUGACAUGUGCAUGGUUUCAGCCACAGGUUGCUUUUGCUGAUGAGCUCAUGGAACCUGCUAUUGGGAUAUUGAACAUUCAACCUUUGCUAUUUAUGAAGAUGUGUGUGAUUUGUAAGCAAAUACAUGGUUCAUGUACUCAAUGCUACAGGUGCUCUACUUACUACCAUGCCAUUUGUGCAUCAAGGGCAGGCUAUCGAAUGGAGCUUCAUUGCUUGGAAAAAAAUGGCAAACAGACAAUAAAGAAGAUUUCUUACUGUGCCCAACAUCGGAGCCCUAACCCUGAUAAUGUUUUGAUAAUUCACACUCCUGCUGGAACUUUCUCAUCAAAAAAGCUUGCUCAGAGCAAUGGCAAGGUAGCUGCAUCGAGACUGAUCAGGAAAGAUAUUCCCUUGGAUUUGCCGUCAGAAGUUGAAAUUUCAGAGAACAUAUCAGCGGCAAGAUGUCGGAUUUAUGUUAGGAAGGAUCUAAAGAGAUCUAGAGAUGGAGCAAUUGCGCAUCGUGUUAGAGGACCUUGUCAACACCGCUGGGAUGAAAUUGAUAAUCUGAAUCCACCCAGGGAAGAGAGGGAUCCAGAAUCUUUUUGUACUUUCAAGGAGCGUUUGUGUUAUUUACAGAAAACAGAGCAUGGUAGAGUAUGCUUUGGUAGAUCAGGAAUUCAUAGGUGGGGACUUUUUGCUCGGUGGGACAUUCAAGAAGGAGAAAUGGUCCUUGAGUAUCGCGGUGAGCAGGUUAGACGAAGUGUAGCUGAUUUACGGGAAGAAAAAUAUCGUGUGCAAGGCAAAGAUUGCUAUCUUUUCAAAAUCAGUGAGGAAGUGGUUGUUGAUGCCACAGACAAAGGAAAUGUGGCACGAUUGAUCAAUCAUUCUUGCACACCAAACUGCUAUGCAAGGAUUAUGAGUGUUGGACAUGAUGAAAGUCGUAUUGUUCUAAUAGCCAAGAAAAAUGUUUGUGCUGGUGAUGAGCUAACGUAUGACUACCUGUUUGAUACAGAUGAGGCUGAUGAACGGAAAGUGCCAUGCCUUUGCCAGACUGCUAACUGCCGGAAAUUCAUGAAUUAG